GUUGCCACUUGACCGCCAGACUCUCUCGGUGACGCUAUCUGGGGGUAACGCAUCAACCCCGCCUCUUAUCCGUGUGCUCUGUUCGGACGAUGGCAGGCAUCUCGGCAGACAAUGUGCCUUUUCGGGUAUGGACGCGGCGGGACUUCAUCAACGCACGCACAGCUGGUUGCACUCAUCGCUUCAUAUUCUGCCUGCUGCUGACAACACUCAUCUUGCCGCCCGCCUGCUCAGCCACUACAGCUUCCACCCGGCACACCACGGGUGUCAAUGCUUUUGCUGUCUCUCCCUCGCGGCCCACAGCUGCUGUAAGUCGCGAUGCGCGCGGCGGCGACAGCAGCAGCAGAGCGAUAAGAGGCAGCAGCAGCACCUUCGUCCGCUCAGCAACCUUGACGUCGACACCAACGGGCAGGUGGCGGCGGCGGCGGCGGCGAGCGCGGCCCGUGUUCUCUCUGUCCGUGUCUCCCCCGAAGCGACGACCUACGCACGACAGCAGUCCGGAGAGCGAGGAAGCACUCCCGGAGCUCAACCAGGACGAGGUGCGGCGGUACUCUCGCCACCUGAUACUGCCCGAUGUCGGGGUCAAGGGCCAGCGGCGCCUGAAGGCUAGCUCGGUCCUCGCCGUAGGCACGGGGGGGCUGGGGUCGCCGGCGCUGCUGUACCUGGCUGCGGCCGGCGUGGGCCGGCUCGGGAUCGUGGACGAUGACGUGGUGGACGAGUCGAAUCUUCAACGGCAGGUGAUCCACGGGACCGCCACCCUUGGGAAGCCGAAGGUGGACUCGGCGAGAGACCGCAUGCUGGACGUGAAUCCACACAUCAAGGUGGAAACUUUCCACGAACAGCUCACCAGCGAAAACGCCCUUCGAAUAUGCGACGGCUACGAUGUGGUGUUGGACGGGAGCGACAAUUUUCCUACCAAGUACCUUGUGAACGACGCGUGUGAGAUCCUGGGAAUCCCUAACGUGUACGGGGCCAUCUUAGGCUUCGAGGGUCAGAUGUCGGUUUUCACCUACAAGGGCGGACCGACCUACCGAGAUCUCCUGCCGACACCGCCACCACCGGGACUGGUGCCUUCGUGCGCCGAGGGGGGCGUGCUAGGGAUUCUCCCCGGGGUCGUGGGCUGCAUACAGGCGACGGAAGUUAUAAAGAUCUUGCUGGGCAAAGGAGACGUGCUUUCUGGUCGGCUGCUCGUGUACGACGCCCUCAAGAUGUCCUUCAAGGAGUCUGACCUACGAAAAACACCCGGGCGGCCGGCGGUGACCUCCCUGGUGGACUACCAAGGCUUCUGCGGCUUCUCGGCGGCAACGACAACGUCAACUUCGGCGGCGACACCUGCGGCCCCAGAAGAGGAGGAGGAGGCGGAGGCGGAAGAGGGGUUUCAGCGAGUCUCGCCGAAGGAAGUUGUGGCGAGGAUGCAAGGGGGCUGGGCGCCGUUCGUGCUAGACGUUAGGCUGCCCCAGGAGGCGGAGAUCGCGAGCCUGCCGUUCGUGGACCUCGUGUGCCCGCACCGCAAGGUGGCCACUAUCCUCGACGAGCUUCCCUCCGAGGGCGACUUGCUGGUACACUGCAAGGUGGGCGGUAGAAGCUCCAAGGCCUGCGCGACGUUGAGCGAGCACGGCGUUUCCUCUUCUCGCUUGUUCAACAUGGACGGUGGGAUCAUUCGAUGGGCGAAGGAAGUGGACAGCAGCUUGGCGGUGUAUUGAAUUUUGUGGGUGUGAGGGGGGGGGCUAGCACUCACUCACUCCCGCUGCAAUCCACCAGUGCUUUGGGGUGUUGCGGUUGCUUGCGUGAGUAUGGUGUGUUUCCUUUUUUUUCUGAUGGGGGAGAAAGGUUUGGGUGAGUUGGAGAUCGUGAGACGAAACCGGAUCUCGCCUAAAUUGAAGAUCGAUCUGUUUUCGGCUUCUUGUAAUGUGGCGGAAUCUCAUCUCUCUCAUUUUGUCCUGCUUGGCCUGUUGUUCAUGCUCUAGAAGUAGGUACGGGGCUGGCUUGUCGGAUCUGCAGAUGAUAGAGAAAAGGGGACCUUUAGGGUGUGAUGAUGCCGUGCGUCUGGGUAUCUCACGGUCUGAGUUGUCGGUCUGGCCUGCAUGGUGGUACGAUCGCGAGAAGAUAUCUUUAAUUUGGCGAUAGGGAGCAGAGCAGCCGGGGGGGGUGUUCUCUCGCGAAGCGUGUUCGGCAUGAUGAGAGGUGGAACCUACGCCGCUAGACGGCUCCUCAAGUAAUACGGAGUAUUUGGCCCAGACAGGAGCAGCAGCAGCA
Molecule: messenger RNA, 2253 nt
Organism: Ectocarpus sp. CCAP 1310/34
Lineage: Eukaryota; Phaeophyceae; Ectocarpales; Ectocarpaceae
Source: the annotation of a GenBank genome assembly